Copidosoma floridanum is the source of this 1065-nucleotide messenger RNA. RefSeq names its product S-adenosylmethionine sensor upstream of TORC1 (gene Samtor). Lineage: Eukaryota; Metazoa; Arthropoda; Insecta; Hymenoptera; Encyrtidae. Gene Ontology annotation, biological process: negative regulation of TORC1 signaling. The record is from RefSeq and is a predicted model, not a curated record.
AUGGAAGAAAAACGGGAAAUUGAUGUGAAAACUGAUAGAAAAAAGGUAAAUAAGGCAUCGGAAAAACAUAAGCAGUUGGCUCAUUUCAUCAAAAGUGUUCAUACACAAUUACGUAAAGAUUCUGAGGUUUUUGGAGCUAAAGAAGCAUGGAACACGCAUAUUGCACAAAAAGAAAAAUUAAAGGAGUAUGCAAAAUCAAUGUAUCAACUCGCAACCAAGCAUUGGGGUCAAAAAUCUCAAAGUUCAGAAAAAAUAUCUUGUAGAGUGGAAUGGAUUAAAAGUAAAUGCAAAGAUUAUUUUUUCAAUGGUGGGGUUGAUAAGUAUGAUGAAAAAGAGCAACACUUACUGGAAAAGGAUACUCCAGAAUCUUGCAGAGUUGAAAGAGUUGAAAAUUUUGAGGCUUGGGUAAUAUCUAAAAUAACUGUUUUAGAUGUUGGUAGUUGUUAUAAUCCUUUUGCUACAGAAAAUUCCUUUAUUGUAACUGCUGUAGAUAUAGCUCCCUAUUCAAGUGAUGUUCUCAAGUGUGAUUUCCUAAAUUUAAAUGUGGGCAGUGAAAGAAAAGUAACAGAGUGCAACAAUGCAUUAAUCGAACUGCCCAAAAACUCUUGCGAUGUUGUGAUAUUUUCAUUACUACUAGAAUACAUUCCAUGCCCUGAUCAAAGAUUCUCGUGCUGCAAAAAAGCAUAUGAGUUAUUACGUGAUAGAGGCAUUUUGUUUAUUGCUACUCCAGAUUCAAAGCAUCAAGGCUCCAAUGCUAAAAUUAUAAAUACAUCUUGGAAAGUAGUUUUAGCAAAAUUAGGUUUUAUGAGAAUAUGCUAUGAAAAAUUGCCUCAUCUGCAUUGUAUGAUGUUUAGGAAGUGCUGUUUUAAAGAAGCAGCAAUGAAAAAAAUUAAUUGGAAAAAAAUUCCUGAAAACGACGAAUUGUAUUCAUUGAUGAAAAUUUUUAUUCCACAAGAUUUCCAGUCAAAAAAUGUGAAUGAUGAUACUGACGACGAUCUACAACAAUUUGAACACAAUGAUCAAGAAUCACUAGCUUUGUUUAAUGAACUGCCUUGUGAAAUAUAA